CGCGUUCUGGUCUGGACAUACUGGAGCGUCUCUUGAGGGUUUAAUGCACCUCACGUACAGCAUAUAGAAUAGCAUCCCAUACAUAUCCAGGUCCCCUGUGCACACUUCGCCAGUACUGGCAUUUCGCCAGACAGCCACAAUGAGCCAGCAAAGUAUUCUAGACAAAAGCUUACGCGAGGCCAUCGAGAUGCAAGACCUCCCAGCAGCCGAGUCUUUGCUCAACCAAGGCGCAAACCCAAACGCGACAAAUCAUAUGUGGUAUAUGUCCCCGCUCCAGACAGCUGCCUGCCGUGACAACGUUGAGUUGGUGCAAUUGCUUCUGGAUCGGGGUGCUCGGAUCAAUACACAGGGUGGAUACUAUGGCAGUGCACUCCUAGGAGCCGCACAUUAUGGGAAGCUCGAGAUCGUGGAAUUGCUGAUUGCGGCUGGAGCGGAUGUGGACAUACAUGGGACAUACGGCACUGCAUUGGCCGUGGCAAAAGAUAAGGGCUUUGAGGAUGUUGUGCAAGUCCUGAAGAGUUUGGGGGCGACUGAGUGGCGGCCAGGCCCGCGGGAUGCUGAUGAUACUUGGGGAUCUUGGUUAUAGGCUUGACCUGGGGCUGAAGGUUUGAUAUGGCUUUAUAAUAAGAAAGACAAAAAAAUAUGAAAAUAAACCCUUGACUG
Messenger RNA from Aspergillus versicolor CBS 583.65, 663 nucleotides. Its product is annotated as ankyrin repeat domain-containing protein. Gene Ontology annotation, molecular function: protein binding. The transcript has 3 exons. Lineage: Eukaryota; Fungi; Ascomycota; Eurotiomycetes; Eurotiales; Aspergillaceae. The record is from RefSeq and is a predicted model, not a curated record. The coding region runs from base 140 to 586 and encodes 148 amino acids.